AUGGCUCAUCACACAAUUUUCAUCGUUGCAGUGCUGCUUUGUUGUGUCUGUUUGACAGUUUCAUCAAAUGGGAAAGUAUCCGUCAUUGAUCUACCUUACGUUUCCGGAGAAUGGUAUUGGAAACUGCGUUUCUUUUAUCCAGUCAGUGAAAGCGUGGAUGGAAAUGUUGAUGAACUACAGAACUAUACGUUUAUUCCGAAAACAACCUCAUCUUAUGUACAUACAAAUGAAACUAUAAAACCAGAUAACCAACUAAUUAGUAUUAAUUUGGUUAUGUCCACAGAAGGUUCCAAACUACAGAAAUGUGUUUUGUUGUUAACAGUAGAGCAGGAUGAGGAAUACUUUGCAUGGACAAAUAUGACAUUAAUAUAUCAGUUCGCUGAGCCUUUAUCCACUUUAUCACAAUCUGAAUUACCUACUUCUGAAGCCAAAAUUUCCACUUCGUCUGAUCAAAAAUUUUUAACUCGUACUGAUGAAGUGUAUGUGUGUGAUACAGAAAUACCAAUUAAAUUUGGUCACAGUGUUGAGAUUGUCUUUAAUUCAAUGACAUUUCAAGCAUUUAAAGCUGAAGAAACAAUUAGACCAGAUCGCUUACGAGAAGUUUGUCCACGUGACUUCAAGAUUAAAUCAACACUUCAGUAUCAACAAGAGUUGAAGAACAAUCAACAAAAUACUGCAAAAGACUCAGUCUCUUUUAAUUCAGUUAAUGUAACUGAGUGUAUUGAAUUGAAGGAUGCUAAUUUGAACAUCAAUAAUCAACAAAGUGGAACAAUGAAUUCAAGUUCAAGAAAUUCACGUUUACCACCAUUAAAUAGAAUUACCGUUAUCUCUCAAGAUGACUUUCAUCAGUUAUGUGCUCUUCUGGAGUUUCGCGGUUAUUUUCUUAUUACAUAUACAAACAAUCGUUCGAAAGAGACAACCUGUUAUCGAAUUCCUAUCGAUUUGACAGAGAAAUAUUCUUCGAACGAUGAGAUUUCUUACAUUUUGGAUAAAUCUUUUUUGAUGAAUCAUAACAACACAAAUAGCAAUAUAUCGGAUAAUAACAGUAAUAACAGAUCAAAAAUACCAUAUGUUGAGCCAGAUAAUUUGAUAAUAGUAACAGCGAAUUCAUCAUGCUGUGACAAUUUUCUUCGAUGUUUCUCUCUUCCACUCAGUUCUAGUGGAAAUGAGAACAGUUUGAUAAGAGAUUGGACAAUUGAUUUUUACUGGAACCGUACACCAGAAAUGUACGAGUUUGGUGAAGAGGGUUGGAGUAGUGUUGGUUCACCUGUUGGCGCAUUAUCAGGUGUUUAUGAUCUGGUUGAUGUAAAACUAAAGUAUCGUAUUGAUAGAAAUUCUGGAUUUGACUUUCUAAUAAGUGGAAAUGAUACUAAGGAAUUUAUUGUACAUAGCUUAGCUGAAAAGCGUUUACAAGCUAGAGUUGGUGAUUAUUAUGAAUGUGUUUCAGAGACUCAAUUUGUUUUUGAUACAGAAAAUAGUACAGUAGUUAAUUCGAAUGAUAAUUACAUUAAAUCACAUAACGACAAAUGGAAUAUUAUAAUGAGUUUACAAAGUGUACGCUCUCAAGCAUUUGCUGACGUCAAUGUACCAGAAUUUACUGGAGCAAGUGUUGUGUGUGCUGGUGAUAUCUCACAUGAUAUGAGUCUAUCUAUUGCAAUUGGUUUAUCAUUGUGCAGUUUAGUUAUUUGUGUACUAUUCGGUUUAGCAAUUAAUCACUUAAGACAAAAAGAUGAAGUCUUUAAACCCGUGGACACAACAGGAGAUGACCAAAAGUCAUGA
Molecule: messenger RNA, 1779 nt
Organism: Schistosoma guineensis
Lineage: Eukaryota; Metazoa; Platyhelminthes; Trematoda; Strigeidida; Schistosomatidae
Source: the annotation of a GenBank genome assembly